Suillus fuscotomentosus is the source of this 243-nucleotide messenger RNA. RefSeq lists its product as uncharacterized. The record is from RefSeq and is a predicted model, not a curated record. The coding region runs from base 1 to 243 and encodes 80 amino acids. The transcript is spliced from 2 exons. NCBI's taxonomy places the organism in Eukaryota, Fungi, Basidiomycota, Agaricomycetes, Boletales, Suillaceae.
AUGGCACUCCUCGGCACGAUUGCUGGUUUUUCUUUAUUCGGUCUUGCAGCUCGUUUCGGGCAGCUCGCAAUAAAGAAGAGAAAUCUCAUGGAGAACCUCGGCGGACAUGCGCUGUCAAUGGCCGCUUUUGGUUACGUUGGAUAUUGGGCAUAUCAGUGGGACGAACGUGCGGCGGUUAUGCUUGCGCAGAAGCGUGCGGAGAUCACUGAACGGAGAGAACGGAAGUUGGCACAAGCUGCGUAA